CCGUUUUCAGGAGUCCCUCACGCCUCACACAGCGUGUGAGGUCGUCCGUUUCUUUUCCGGUUUAUCAAAAUGGGUAUUGAUAUAAACCACAAACACGACAGAAAGGUUCGGCGUACAGAACCUAAAUCGCAAGAUGUCUACUUGCGACUUCUCGUCAAACUUUACCGUUUCUUGGCUCGACGUACCAAUGCUAAGUUCAAUAAGAUUAUCCUCAAGAGACUUUUUAUGAGUAAGAUACAUCGUCCACCAAUUUCUCUUGCACGUGUUGUCAGGUUUAUGAAGAAACCUGGACGUGAAAAUUGCAUUGCAGUAAUUGUUGGCACAGUGACAGAUGACGCUAGGAUUUUUGAAGUUCCUAAACUUACAGUCUGUGCAUUGCGUAUUACUGAGAAAGCUAGGGCUCGUAUCUUGAAAGCUGGAGGUGAAUUGAUUACUUUCGAUCAGUUGGCGCUGCGUGCACCCACUGGAAGAAAGACAGUUUUAAUGCAAGGUCCUCGCAACGCCCGUGAAGCAGUGAAACACUUUGGACCAGCUCCUGGUGUACCACAUUCGCAUACGAAACCAUUAGUACGCUCUAAGGGUAGAAAGUUUGAGAGAGCAAGAGGCCGUAGGCGAAGCUGUGGUUAUAAAAAAUAAAUAUUGUUUAUUUGCCAUCAUUUAUUGUACCAUACCCUUAAGUUAACUUGCAGAUUCUAGGCAUUUUGUCUAUUUCUACAUUCUUUUAUAUAGCAAGUCGAGGUGGCUGGAAAAUAAAUGUUGGCUUCUUAA
Dufourea novaeangliae is the source of this 768-nucleotide messenger RNA. RefSeq names its product 60S ribosomal protein L18 (gene RpL18). Bases 70 to 636 code for a protein of 188 amino acids. Gene Ontology annotation, biological process: translation. The record is from RefSeq and is a predicted model, not a curated record. Gene Ontology annotation, cellular component: ribosome; cytosolic large ribosomal subunit. Gene Ontology annotation, molecular function: RNA binding; structural constituent of ribosome. The transcript is spliced from 4 exons. NCBI's taxonomy places the organism in Eukaryota, Metazoa, Arthropoda, Insecta, Hymenoptera, Halictidae.